Molecule: messenger RNA, 1449 nt
Organism: Geodia barretti
Lineage: Eukaryota; Metazoa; Porifera; Demospongiae; Tetractinellida; Geodiidae
Source: the annotation of a GenBank genome assembly
AUGAAGGAGAGUUUGCAAAACAUCGGGGACCUCAUCGCUGAACCGAGUGCCGCGUUUUCGCGUCUCAAAUUACAACCGAGAUCUGGCAUCGCAUUUAUAGUCUUUUAUCUGUUUUCUGUUCUCAUUGGCUGGGCUGUUCUUCCGUACACUAAAGUGCUGAGUGCUGCACAACUCGUGAAACGAGGUUUGCAACCGGAACAACUUGAAUCUGCGGGAAAUAUCGGUCAGAUUUUCGAGAGCAUUGGUAUCUUCAUCGGACCAAUCUUUGCGAUUGUGGUGUUUGUCAUUAUCAGUGCUGUCUUCAAGUUAGCAGCUCGAUUUCUUGUGGAAGGUGUUAUCGCUUUGCUUGUGGGUGAAGCCAUCGUUGAUUGGCUGAUGCCGCUCCCAAGUGCUGUCCGCAUCGCUUUAUUAGCUAUCGGUGUAGGUGUUAUCGGUUACCUGCUGUAUAAGUAUCUCGUUCAACCGCUCCGGGCAUCGCUCACGCUCCGUGAUGUCGCCCUCAACGUUGAAGGAAACCAUCCGAACCUUGAAGAUAGGCUGGUGAGUGCCAUCGAAUUCGGAAACCGAGAAUCGGCGGAUCCGAUUGAAGCGCACAUGCUCCAACGCUUGCUUGAGGAUACCAUCGAGCGGGUAAAAGGCAUCAAUUUCAAAGCAACAAUUGAUCACAGUCGCACCCAAAUCCAUACGAGCCUGCUCCGUGUAUUGGUGCCUUGGGAGAGAACGGAUCCGAUUCUGACAACCAAACUCGCUGUUGAGCCAGGAAAUGCGCGGAUCCUCCGCGGCAAGAGCCUGCCGAUUCAUGUGACUGUCACCGAACGCUACACCGUUGAAGUCUUUGAAAUGCCAAAGGUGACUGAAAUUUCGGUCGCUUACACUUACCCUGACUAUACGGGUCUUAAACCCGUUGUGCAAACAGGAACCGGGAAUAUUCAUGCUGUCGUCGGCACGCAAGCAGAAAUCAGACUUACGACGAAUAAAGCUAUUCAAACUGCAUCAAUAGCCACCAGCAGUCAGCCUUCGGCAGUCGGUCAAGAGCCGUCUGGGACAGAUGAGAACGUCCGCAACUCCGACAACGAUCUACCGAGAGCCGAUAACCAACGGUUUCCGAUAGCCAUUAAUGGAAACACGCUCACGACCACUAUAGAUGUUGUUGAGAAUGGAAGCUAUGCCAUUCAGCUGCUAUGCAUUGAUGGGUUCAACAACGAGAUACCGAUCGAAUACACAAUCAAAGCCAUUCCAGACGCUGUGCCUGAAGUCGUUAUCAAAGAACCCGGUCGAGAUGUGAAAGUUACAAAGUUAGAUGAGGUGGAAAUCAUCGCUGAAGCAACAGAUGACUACGGCGUUGCAGAAUUGAAACUCAUGUAUCGCGUCGGAUCCGAUGCAUUGCAGGAACUCGUGAUGGAAUCCUGCCGUUUCCACUCCGAUUGUAGGAUCCGAAUCCGGUGCUGA